Molecule: messenger RNA, 1967 nt
Organism: Triticum aestivum (bread wheat)
Lineage: Eukaryota; Viridiplantae; Streptophyta; Magnoliopsida; Poales; Poaceae
Exons: 2
Coding region: 158-1477 (439 amino acids)
Molecular function (GO): protein binding
Source: RefSeq, a predicted model, not a curated record
CUUAAUUAGCCUUUAUGUACGUACGUGCGCACCGAUCAACUCGGCGUAAUCGCUGCUCGGACUACAACUACGAACCAACAGAGCACUCCCGGCCGUGUGUUCCUUCCCCGAGCUAGCUAGCUACAUCGUUUGCCUUGCCUUGGCGGCGUACGUGGACAUGAAACGCCAACAACACGGCGAGGUGGACGCCGGAAUAUGCCGCCGCCGUAGCCCACGUCUCCAUCCCCAAAUCCAUGCCAGUGACGUGGGCGCCACGGUGGCCUGCCGACGCAGCACGCGUCUCCAUCCCCAGACCCACACGAGCGACGAGGGAGCCCGACUCAUCCAUCGCCGCCGCCGCCGCGGCACCUUGCUGGACAACGACGAAGAUAUGCUCUGGGAGGUCUUACUCCGCCUCGCGCCGCAGCCGUCCGCCCUCCUGCGUGCAUCCGCGGUAUGCAGGCGCUGGCGACGCGUCACCACUGACCCCCAGUUCCUUCGCUGUUUCCGUGCCCACCACCGCAAGCCACCCCUCCUCGGCUUGCUCAUGUGUCGCAACAGCCGCAAGAACGUGUUCCACCCCGUCCUGAAUCAUCCCGACCGCAUCCCUUCGAAGCGCUUCACCCUUGGAUGCUACAGUCAAGUACGUUACUGUGUGCUCAGUUGCCGCCAUGGUCGCAUCCUCGUCAAAGACUCAAAGAAUAAAGAGGCCUUUCUGUGCGACCCCAUCACAGGCGAGCAGCACCGCAUGCCCGUUCCGCCGGGGUUCGACAUGACCUAUCUCAGCGGGGCGGUGCUCUGCACCGCCGGCGACCAGGGCCAUGUGCACGGCAGCUGCCACGCCAGCCCCUUCAAAGUGGUCCUGUUGUCCAUGUUCAUACAUGAUGAUCGACGACCUAUGGCCCGCGUUUUCUCCUCAGAGACCGGCAGAUGGGGCAAUCUCAUCUCAAUUGAGACUCAACCUAAGACUAUGUAUGGUCCUUGUUGCCCCAACACCCUUGUUGGCAAUGUGAUUUACUGGUUGUCUAGGUAUGGGAGAGACGAUAUAGUUGAGUUUGAUUUGCAGGGGCAGAAGCUUACCCUGAUCAAGGGGCCUUGCAGUAUGAAUGAUUUUGGCAUAUGUCAGUGUCAGAUUAUACGGACAGAUGAUUGUAUUGUUGGUGUUGCCAUGUUGUCUUACCAGGACAUUCAAGUGUGGCAGAGGGAGGUCAAUUCUGAAGGUGUUUCCAUAUUGUUGGUCCAAAAGAUAGUUGCAUUGCAUAACAUUCUUAAGACCCUUCCUCAAAAUUCGGAAACGAUGCCAUGGAACGAAUUGAUGGGGUAUGGUGAGGAUACCAAUGAAAUAUUUUUAUAUAUGCACGAUAGUGCCUAUAUGGUUCAACUCAAGUCAAUGCAUUCCACAAAAAUUGAUGUACCAUGUUCUACGAAGUACUAUCCUUUCAGGAGUUUCUACCUACCAGGGAACUGUUGUCAACUAUCGGAGUUCUUAUGCUUCUAGGCACAACCAUUGCCGGUGGAACUAAUGGAGCUAAAAAGUGAGGAUGAUUGUCUGGUUUGACGUGCUAAUGUGCUAAAACGGUUCAACAGGAAAGAAGAUCUUCUGAAUAUAAUUUGUGAGUUUUAAAAUGUUUGAUUUUUCUCUUUGGAAGAUAUGUGACAGACAAUGUGGGUAACAUGCACCCUCAAAAUAUUGUCCACGUGGAUGAGAUUUAGAUCUGCACAUGCUAACAACGUAGAGAAACAAUUAAAAUGGUGACGAUGCUACAUGUUGGAGCAUAAAUGAUAUGUUGAUAAUCCAGUUCUUAUAUGCCCAUAGUUCUCCCUUGGUUUUCUAUAUCAUAAUCCAUAAGUUGAAAGUAAUAUAUUCAUAGCCCAUUUUUCUAUUGCACACAUUAGUCAGUUCAUUUAACCCCAUCACCUACAAAAUUUUAGUGUCGGUCAAGAAGUUGUAUCAAUGCUUACAUGACUUAAAUUAAUGAUGUAGAAGU